UUUUUAAUUUAUCACUACCUUAUCAAGCCAAGACAAUGUUGUAUGUUUGUAUAAGAUAUAGAAAUGAUAUUUUAUUGUAAGUGUUUAAAAGAAUUUCAGAGAAAGUUUAAUCAAAAAGGAGAGUACGGAAAAUAACGACACUAGCGAACCUAUGAAUUCGCGGAUGUGCGAUUGAAAUCUUUAGUUUUCCAUAGUAGUGAUUUUUUCUGUAUAUUUGUAAUAUAUCGUUUAUAGAUAUUCAAUAUACCUACUUGAUUGAAGACAAAUAAAUAUUAUCUUAAUUAUAUUAACUUCGAUAAAUACAUAUGAAUGCAACGUGUGUGCACCUGCAUGCAAGUGCAUGCGAAAAGAUAAAACAUACGUAAACUGAUUGCUUUUAUACUUAUAUAUCGUAUAGGAAAUCUCUUUUAUACGAUGAAGAGAAAAAUGUAAUAAAGAGAUUGUAUAAAUAACGUGUGAUAUCUAUUCACAAAUAUUAUUGAUUUGCAUUGUUUCCUUGAAUUCAAUUGUAAUUUUGUUAGAAAGGUAAUAUAGGUUAGAUUUUGGAGUCAUGGCACAGUCGACAGCCAGUGGAACGUCAUCUCGACGAUACAUGAGAGAACAUGAUGUUAAUGUAUCUUCUUCGUCACGUUAUAUGGAUAGUGAAUGGGAAACUAAAGAGGCCUUACGGCAGAGAGAAUUGGAGGAAGCUAGGGCACGAGCUGCUCAAAUGGAAAAAACUAUGAGGUGGUGGUCAGAUUGUACUGCUAAUUGGCGUGAAAAGUGGAGCAAAGUUAGAAAUGAAAGGAACAUGGCAAGGGAAGAGGCCAAAGCACUUAGAGCAAAAUUAGAAAUUGCUAUGAAAGAUGCUAAUACAUAUAAACAUGAAUCUCAAGAAUUAGAAAUGAAGAAUGAACAGUUGAAAAAUGAAAUGGAGAAAAUACAUAUGUUACUUUUGAAACAUGCAGGACAGUUCAAUCAACAAAUAUUCUCGGUGCUGGAGUCGGAUUCACAAUUGAGAAGUACGCUUGGAAUUGACGAAUUGUUAGAUUUUUACAAUAAUGUAGAACAACAAGAAAAAGGAAGUCAAAAAGAAGCAUUAUCAUGCCAACGGUCAUUUGAAGAGUCAAAUGUUAAUGUUGGUAAUCAUACUGCUUUACCAGAUAGAGACAUUGAAGAAUAUGUACUUCAAGGUGCAGUUCCAAAACAUGCAGUAGAAUUGUACAAAGAAGGUUCCUUGAGUAAGUUAGACAGAGAUAUUGCACAAUUAGUUGCAGAAUCUUCAAUAGAAAGUAAAGCAGAGAAACGGCAAUCUUCUAUAGAAAUGUACAAUGAAGAAAUAUUAGCACAGAAACUUUCUAUGUUACAACUUAGAUUGGAUGAAGCUACCAAAACUAUUUCUGCUGAAAGAGAAGAAAAGAAUUCAUUGCACAGAGGUAUAGAGAAAUUGAGAGCAGAAGUUACACAGUUACAAGAACAGUGUGUUGAACUUCAAGAAAGUAGAGCUGAUGCUAUGAGAGAGCUCUUGGAGUUAAAAGAACGAUAUCAAGAUGAACUUAGUACUGCACACAAUGAUUUGGUUGUUGAAACUUUAAGUAAAGAAGGAAUGGAUCGUAGAUUGUCUGAAUUAUGGACAGAAUUAGGAAAAUUACAAGCUGAAAAUGCGGCAGAAUGGGGUAAACGUGAACGCUUGGAGACUGAAAAAAUUUCAUUAGAGAGAGAAAAUAAGCAAUUACGUAUUGAAUUGCAUGACUUACAAGAAAGAUUAGAAUCACGACGAUCUCGUCCUCUUUCCACUAUAGAUACAGAUGGAAAGCUGUUACAACAAGAGCUUUUAGAUAGAAACAAGGAAUUGUCAGAUAUAAAACAUUCUCAAACAAAAUUAAAAAAACUCUUGGGUGAAAAAACAACAGAAUUAUCACACGCGAUACGAAGACUGGAACAAUACGAAGGAGAGGUUAAAAGAGUGAGAGGAAGAGUAGAUGAACUUAAAAAAGAAUUAUCUUUAGCUCAAGAUGAAUUAGAUGCUUCAACCAAUAGUGUACGUAAAUUACAGCGGGUUAAUGAAGAUCUUUUAGAGCAACUACAGUCAGCAAAUGUACAAUUAGAACAUUUUAAAAACAGUUCUGAAACAAGUGGAGUGAACAGAUCUGUGGAAUCAUUAGAUAAUAAAUUACAAGAUGAUGAGGAAUUAUCUGAUGAUUAUGAAGCAAAUCAAGCCUAAUACAUAAUUGCUAUGGUAAACAUAUUCAUAUUUCGUUUAGAUAAGAAAAUAGAUGGAGUAAACAAAUCGUUAGGAGGUAAAAAUAAUUUAUAUUUCUUAUAUUCCUAUAAUCUUAACACUCCACUGACAACAUUCUUUCAUUAGCGAUUUUGUAAAUGUGUAUACAUAGUAAUCAGCAAAAUAGGUAUUUUGUCUUAUUCCUGUAAAUGUAUUUUUAAAACACUAUGCACUUAUAAGAUUUAUUUAUAUGU
Messenger RNA from Vespa mandarinia (Asian giant hornet), 2454 nucleotides. Its product is annotated as coiled-coil domain-containing protein 102A. The record is from RefSeq and is a predicted model, not a curated record. Lineage: Eukaryota; Metazoa; Arthropoda; Insecta; Hymenoptera; Vespidae.